UGCGGCCCAGAAAGUCGAUGCACCGCAUUGACGUGGACUCUGAGGAGGAGACCAAGGGAGCAGAAGUGACAGCCGCAGCGAGGAGGAAGUCCACCCGCCUGCGCGAGAGGCCCACGUACACUGUGAGGAGCUCAGCUCAACUUUUCCGCCUCCUGCCUCUUCCUUUUCCCCCUGCGCCGCCGUCGCAGCCGAGAGAAGAAGCAAACUUCACAGAGUCAGAAGAGUCGGACCCCGACACUGUGCAGAGUUGGGGGAUGGAAAGACUGCACACUAACGAAGAGGACGAAUCGGUGGGGGACACCGAUGACAUGGAAGUGAAGCAGUGCAACGUUGUGCUGGACCGUCUCUGUGAUAAGGCCGCAAGAAGAGAACCAGAGGAAAACGACGACAUGAGCCGCAAAAGUACAAAGCCUGCCUCCCGCAUCCCUACUUUCCAUAAGCGGCCUGCUGUGGUUAGCGCAGAGCUGCCCGUCUCCAAAAAGGAUCCUCCUGUCACUGUACUUCACCCUGCUGACAAAGCUGCAAGUGUUGACGCAUCAAAGUCCAAAUUUCCUGAUGCUCGUGACAAAGCACUCUCCCAGCAAUCGAUCCGCUCACUCCGAGUCGGCCUUGACGCCCUCACCAUCCUGAGCGGCGCAGACCAAGCGGCUACAGGGGCUGCAUCCAAAGGCGACAUGCUCUCUGAGGGAUUGCAGCCCAGUCUGGUGGUAAGCCCCAGGCCUGCCCUAAGAGGAGAGGAGUUGCUCUCACCAGAGGAAAACAAAACCCAACGCACAGAAAUUGACAGUACCGCAGGUCACCUUCUGUGUGGGUACCCCCUCUCCCAUAAUUUGCCUCAGGAAGAAACGCCCUAUAAGCCAUAUAUUGCAACCAAGAGAAGUGUUCCUCUUGCAGUGACCAAAGAGCUCACUUGCAUACCUGAUGUGAGCCAAACAAUGGCUAUUGUUGACGAAAAACCACCAUGGGAGAGUGAAGAUCCAAAUGUAGCUGAGUCAAAGGACAGGAACUCUUCGUCUGUCAUAGAUAGCGAGGAUGACCUGGCAACGGCUGAUUCCCAGCUUGUUGCGGACCCAAAUGAGCCGCAAACAGGCAAAAUGGACAGUGAGGAUGUUGCAACGGAAAAAGCUGAAAUCGAUCACAAGUCAGCCUGUCCAGCAGUAGCGGAGCAGCCUCUGACAGCUCCUGCGACCAAGACAACAAAGGGAUCUGGAUGUCGCUACUUUGCCCUCCGCUUCUUGCUUCCAGUGACCCUGCUGCUUCUUGGCAUGCAUGUUUGGCGUUUUGGCCUUCCCACGUCAGUGGAGCAGCUCGCUGCUCACCUGGAGCUGCACUGGCUGGAGGGCAUGAGCCACAUCACAGAGCAGUGCAGCAGAGAUUGUCGAGUUCAUUUGGUGGAGAGCUUCCCCAUGGGUCUGUACCCGUCCAGCCCAUCACCGCAGCAGAGUACAGCAGCCAGCUGGCUCAGGCUGCUAGACGAGGCCAACAGCUCGGUCAGCGUCGCCGCUUUUUAUGUGUCGCUGAGGAGCAACAAGUCAGCGUUUGUCGACACUAAGGGCAGGAAGGUCUUUGAAAGGCUGAAGCAACUUUCUUCCAAACGUGUGAAGCUCAAUAUAGCCGUGAAUGCUCCUCAGACUAAGACUCAAGACACUAGUGAAUUGGCUGCGGCAGGUGCCAACAUCAGGGAGGUGGACCUGAAGUCCUUGUCUGGAGGCAUCUUGCACACAAAGUUGUUGGUGAUCGAUCAGAAGCAUUUCUACUUGGGUAGUGCCAACAUGGACUGGCGUUCAUUGAGUCAGGUGAAAGAAAUGGGCGUGGCCGUGGAGGACUGCAGCUGCCUGGCUCAAGACGCCACUCGUAUUUUUGAUAUGUACUGGAGCCUCAGUGGAUCUCUGCCACCGUAUUGGCCUGCUCGCUUCACAGCCCUGUCCAGCUCCCAGGAUCCUCUGCACGUCAACUUUAACGGGGUGGCUGCCAAAGUCUAUUUCUCUAGUGCCCCGCCACAGAUCUCAGCCCGUGGCCGCUCAGAUGAUCUAACCACCAUCUUGUCUGUCAUCAGUGAUGCUCAAGAAUUCAUUUUCAUCUCUGUCAUGGACUAUCUUCCUCUGUCUGAGUUUACCAAGCCGCUGAGGUUCUGGCCCGCCAUUGACUCAGCCCUGCGUGCUGCAGCCUGCUCUCGAAGUGUGAAAAUCCGCCUUCUGGUCAGCUGCUGGGAGCAUUCGCCCGCCGCCAUGUUCACCUUCCUUCAGUCUCUGCUCGUUCUCAACAGGCCGCCAAUGAAAUGUGACAUUGAAGUGAAAAUAUUCACAGUGCCUUCAACAGCAGAGCAGAUGAUGAUCCCCUUUGCACGAGUCAACCAUGCUAAGUACAUGGUCACCGACAGAGUUCUCUAUAUUGGCACAUCCAACUGGUCUGAGAACUAUUUCACCAAGACCGCCGGAGUGGGAUUGGUGGUGAACCAGACUGACUCCCAGGUCAAACAAGGCCAGUGGACUUUGCAGAGUCAGGCAGAGGAGCUUUUCCUCCGAGACUGGAGGUCUCACUACGCCAGCUCGCUCUCUGCUGGUGACGUCAGAGUUUGUCCUCGCAUACCACAUUGAAUUAUUGACGACCAUCUCGCGUUUGGAUCUGUACAAUUUUUUUUGGGGGGAAGGGUGUAAUUUGUAUAUGUUCAGCAUUUUUUCCCCCUUGAUGGUUCAGUAUUAAAGUUCAAACAUGGCUAAAAGUACCACAGCUUAUUGCUGGAAAUCCAGAAUAUGAAAUUUUAACAAGACUCAUUUGUGUUUAACAAAUAAGGAAAAAAAAAUUCCUGGUGAUAAUCUGACAAAUUGGAUUACGUAGAGACGUAUGCAAGCUGUAAAACCCCUUACCGUAUUGUUUGUAAUUUUAUGGUUAUCUUGUAUUUCCCUCUUGGCGCAACAGUAGUUCACUUGAGUUUUUUCCUCGAAGGUGGCAAGCAAGCCAAGGACACCUCACUUUGGCUUGUAGACUGACUCACGGGCUUUCACAGGCAGUAAAGAGAGGCCUGCAUAAGGGGGAAGUCUGUGGUGGUUCCAGCCCAAUUUUAGGGAGAUCACACAAGAUUGGAUUGCUUUAUUUUUCUGGGGGGGCAGGCUUGUUAGGUCAUGUCAUAUCCAUUUGGUUGAUGAGGGCUGCGUGCAGGUCAAAAACUUGAGUAAGACGGUCAUGACCCAAAAACAUGCAACAGGAAUUGGACACUCAAAAUUGCCCCUAGGUGUGAUUGUGAGUGCAGCUGUCUGUCUCUAUGUGCCCUGCGAUUGGCUGGCAACCAGUUCAGGGUGUACUUCGCCUCCUGCUCGUUGACACCUGGGAUAAGCUCUAGCACUCCCGUGACCCUUGUGAAGAUAAGGGGCUAAGAAAAUGGAUGGAUGGAAAAAAUAAACCUGUCCUGUUCCAUAAUGGAGAAUUUGUAUGCCUUUGUGCUGUAGAAAAGUUUUGCUGUGCAACAAGAGACCCAAAAACGGUCAUGAACCAUGUUAAGAGCUUGUCAUGGGCGAGAUGAGUGUGUCCAAUGAGUACUAAGUGUGGGGUGAAGAGACCGAGACUCCUGCAGGCCCAGCCCAAAUGGCCAUCAGAUCAACAGAGAAAAGGAGGGGAGGGGCUGGAGCACUUCCCACCCUACAUCUUAUGAUGACCCCACCUCCCUUCCAAACCAACCAUUGUCCAGUGACCAGAACAGGGCCAGAAGGUGAGGCAAACUUAGGUGAGAGGCGGUGCCACCCACAAUUCUCAAGUCAGCUGGGGGGGCCCCACAGCGCAAGGGAGAGAAGGGCGACAACUAUGGCAGCCCAUCCCAGGAGAGGGAAAAGGACGACACAGUUCCAGGAUGCAGCUGCACGGCCCCUAACCACCCAUCCGGAGACCAAAACGAAGCCCUUAGAGAGGGGCCAGCGAGGCACCUCCCCGGCACCCAGGGAUGGUGAACAGCAGACGCUUUGGCGAGUGCAGUGUGAAAAGGCCUUUUCAAGUAUCUUAAAUAUUAAAAUAUUCCCAAGAUAGCGUUGUCAACAAAUAUGCUCCUGCAAGUGGGUCCUCUCCAAAGAGGCGACUAGAGGAAAGGGUGUUCUUACGCAAAUAGGGACAAAGUGGAUACAAAACUGGGUCAAGCAGAAGUCGAUGUCAGAGGAGUCUUGACUAAACCAAGAUGUUUUUUUUUUGAUGAAAUUAUGUACUAAGUCUGCUCCCUUUGCAGAAUUGACAUUGUUAACACACUUAUCUAUAUACAUUUUAGAUCUUGCAUGUCUCAUGAGGAUUAGUUCCUAUAAACAGAAAUAUCUCUUGUUUUUUGUUCUGCUUGCCGUAACGGGAGCACUGACUGCCGCAAAAAAAUUACUUGUUUUACACACUUGGCCAUUAAAGCUGAUUCUGAUUAU
Syngnathoides biaculeatus (alligator pipefish) is the source of this 4391-nucleotide messenger RNA. It is a transcript of the gene pld7, whose product is annotated as phospholipase D family, member 7. NCBI's taxonomy places the organism in Eukaryota, Metazoa, Chordata, Actinopteri, Syngnathiformes, Syngnathidae. The transcript is spliced from 12 exons. The coding region runs from base 18 to 2597 and encodes 859 amino acids. The record is from RefSeq and is a predicted model, not a curated record. Gene Ontology annotation, molecular function: catalytic activity.